GGGAGUUUCUCCUCCAGCUGCCAGUUCCCAACUCACCGACCGCCGAGCUCCAACCUACCGCCGCCCGGACACCUACCGCCGCCAUGGACGCCAUCAAGAAGAAGAUGCAGAUGCUGAAACUGGACAAGGAGAAUGCGAUCGACAGAGCCGAACAGGCGGAGGGGGACAAGAAACAGGCGGAGGAUCGCUGCAAGCAGCUAGAGGAAGAGGUUAUGGGUCUGCAGAAAAAGAUGAAAGGCACAGAGGAUGAGGUGGAGAAAUAUUCAGAAUCGGUCAAGGAUGCUCAGGAGAAGCUGGAAAUGGCAGAGAAGAAAGCAGCAGAUGCUGAGUCAGAUGUCGCUUCUCUGAACCGGCGUAUCCAACUGGUGGAAGAGGAAUUGGACCGGGCACAAGAGCGUUUGGCCACCGCCCUGCAGAAACUGGAGGAGACAGAGAAGGCAGUUGAUGAAAGUGAGCGGGGGAUGAAGGUCAUUGAGAAUAGAGCCUCAAAAGAUGAGGAGAAGAUGCAUGAUCAGGAACAACAACUGAAAGAAGCCAAACACAUUGCAGAGGACUCUGACCGCAAGUAUGAAGAGGUGGCCCGAAAACUUGUUAUUCUUGAGACCGAGCUGGAACGAUCUGAAGAGAGGGCUGAGGUAGCUGAAAGUCGAGCCAGACAGCUGGAAGAGGAACUCCGAACCAUGGACCAGAGUCUGAAAUCUGUAAUUGCAGCAGAAGAAGAGUAUUCUUCAAAAGAAGACAAAUAUGAGGAGGAAAUUAAACUUCUGACUGAAAGACUAAAGGAGACCGAAUCACGAGUGGAAUUUGCAGAAAAAUCAGUUGCUAAGUUGGAGAAAACCAUUGAUGAUCUGGAAGAGAACCUGGCAUCUGCAAAAGAGGAACACAUUGAGAUCCAGACAACUCUGGAUCAAACUCUGGUGGAACUGAACAACAUGUAGAUCUUCUGUAGAUGGUUCCUGUCCAGUCUGGUGGCUGCUUCACCCCAUCGAUGAUUACACCCGGUUUCACUGCUUUUCAAUUUAAUCAUCGUAUCACUUAAUGUAGUAUUAAUUAUUUUGUUUACCGGCACAAAGGAUCCCAAUGCAGUAUUGCUGACCCCACAGAAUGACCUGCUCUUCACAUAGCACAGCAUCCGUUUCACCGACAUUGAAACUUAGAAGACAUUUUCCAAUGUUCACUGAACAAUCACUUUUAAGAUUUUGCUUCUGCAGCCAUCAGUGAGAGGCAAAUCAAUAACUAAUUAGGAACUUAAUGAAAAUUCACUAGUUAUUUGACUACUGAGUUCCAGUAGACACUUUAUGCCCUGAAGUGACUUUUGAGAUUCAGAUGAGCACACUGAUGUCUAUCUUGUCUUUUCCAAAGCCAAACCAUCAUUCGGAAGAACUGAAUUCAGACCACAUAGCAGCUUAAGCCUUAACUGAAAGCAACCGUUCACUCACUCGAAGCUUUUUAUCCGUCUUUUAGUGCUAUGGACAGCAUUUGAAAGAGCAUUCAGGGAACCAAUUAGGCCUCCAUCCAGGCACAUAAUGGAUCGAAGUGCCUCACUAAUAAAAGGCAGCACUGUUAUCUAUU
Pelobates fuscus (common spadefoot toad) is the source of this 1572-nucleotide messenger RNA. It is a transcript of the gene TPM2, whose product is annotated as tropomyosin 2. Gene Ontology annotation, cellular component: actin filament. The record is from RefSeq and is a predicted model, not a curated record. The coding region runs from base 84 to 938 and encodes 284 amino acids. Gene Ontology annotation, biological process: actin filament organization; muscle contraction. Lineage: Eukaryota; Metazoa; Chordata; Amphibia; Anura; Pelobatidae. The transcript is spliced from 9 exons. Gene Ontology annotation, molecular function: actin filament binding.